Molecule: messenger RNA, 648 nt
Organism: Anisakis simplex (herring worm)
Lineage: Eukaryota; Metazoa; Nematoda; Chromadorea; Rhabditida; Anisakidae
Source: the annotation of a GenBank genome assembly
AUGGAAGAGGUGAAAAGACGUGCGGAAGCGGGACGUAAGAAGGCAGUGGACCGAAUUGCCGCGAUCAACGAAGAGUUAAACGAGACGCGUCGUGAGAAGGAUCGUUUACAGCAGACUGAAGUGGAUUACAAGCGAUUGUUACAGGAGAGGGAACGUCUCGUCAAGAAAAUCGACUAUCUGACGGAAGAAUUACAUGAAACACAUACGGAUUAUCGUGGAGAGCUGGCGAAGUUAGCGAAGCAAAUGAACGAAACGAAACGCAAUGACGCAUCCGGAAGUGAAUCGUCGGCGAUUAAGGUUGAAGCAUUGGAAACGGAAAAACGUCAAAUGGAGAGUACACUGAGAUCAAUGGAACGUCAGGUGGAACAGUCCAAGAAUGAAUGCGAUUUACGUGACAACGAGGUGAAAGAGCUUCGCGCUUCACAGUGUGAACUUAUCGAAGAAAACGCUAAAUUACGUGAUGGUCUUGCAAUAGCUAUUGCAAAGGCUGAGAGAUUCAAGGAAGACUUGGAAAUUGUGAAGGAUGCGAAUAGUGCGUUGAAUGAGGAUUUAAAGAAAUUACGAGAUGAUAAGAGUAACGCAACUGUACGAGCGGAUACGUUACAACAAGCAAUAGGUGAAAAGGAGCGAUUAGUCGCAUACUUACAG